Messenger RNA from Postia placenta MAD-698-R-SB12, 441 nucleotides. RefSeq lists its product as hypothetical. The annotation marks the transcript as partial. The record is from RefSeq and is a predicted model, not a curated record. The transcript has 3 exons. NCBI's taxonomy places the organism in Eukaryota, Fungi, Basidiomycota, Agaricomycetes, Polyporales, Adustoporiaceae.
GGCUUCGAGGCGGUGCAUUCUAUUCUCCACAUACUUGGGCUUGAUCCCAGCAUCACUACACCGGAGGAUCUUGAUAACUUAGGGCCAAGAUUUGUCUGUCUCGAAUGUCCAAUUACAGGAAUCGGUCGCCACCUCAAAGGCCGUCACGUCUUGUCAUGGCGACAGUGUGUAUCUCACUUCAUUCCGAAUGCUCGAACGCACUACGAGCCUAGUUGGGAGCUUGUCCCACAAGUCCACUGGGAAACGAUUGCGCGCAGCGAGGUCAACCCGUCGUACAAUACCCCAUUAUGGGGUUGUAACCACUGCACGGUACACCUAGAGGAUUUGCAGACACGUGCCGCCGUCCUGAGCCACGUCCGAGAAAGCCAUACCGUCGCCAAACCGAACGAGGGCCAGGACUUCUUCCACGCCGUACCUGCCCGACGCGUGGGGUCGCGUCCA